Messenger RNA from Penicillium arizonense, 1710 nucleotides. RefSeq lists its product as uncharacterized. NCBI's taxonomy places the organism in Eukaryota, Fungi, Ascomycota, Eurotiomycetes, Eurotiales, Aspergillaceae. The transcript has 3 exons. Bases 1 to 1710 code for a protein of 569 amino acids. The record is from RefSeq and is a predicted model, not a curated record.
AUGAUGGGCCGCAGCUUUGAUGAUGUGGAAAAGCCAUCGAGCAAACCGAAGCGCAGGGCUACUGAAGUAUCCGAUUCUACUGCGACGAGCAGUGGGUUCGGCUUCUUUUCCAUCGCCGAGUCUUCCUCGGACGCCGAAUCUCAUAGUUCUGGGAACCAACCUAGUCCGGAGACAGAGGGAUGGGUCUUUGGGACGUCGGAGAAUCUACCGGCCGGAGAUGAUGUUGCACACUUGGAUUUCAAUACCACCGAGGAGGACAACGCUGUCGUUCAUGUUCCUCGGAGUACUCCUAGCACUGACUAUGUUCCAGCGCCAUGGGGACUGGUAGAUCCGCUAUUCAAGGAUCUCGGCCAGUACUCACGGUACUAUGUAUAUCACUACAACCAAUACAUGGUCAACGACUUUGCGCUCUACUCUCAGUCUAAAAACCCCUUCCGAGACAUCACCGCUCUGGUCAACCAUUCCCCGGUGCUUGCGCACAGUAUCUCCGCCCUCGGGGCUCUUCAUUACUCGCUUCUCUCGGAUUCGGAUUCCUCUCCCAUGCCGUGGUCAUCCAAAAGCCAACCGUUGGAGGAUUCGCACUUGUCUGUAAAGGAAAUUGAAGACAUUGUUGCGCCAGCAAGCUCGAGGAAGCCCACCUCGCAAGGAUACCAACAUUUCUUGGAGUUCAAGCAGCGUGCUCUUCGCCAGUUGUCCAUGGACCUUAGCAACCCAGCAAUGCAAAAGGACGGCAGGACAUUAGCUGCCAUCGUCUUACUUGCCUUCUUGGACCUCAUCGAGUCAGGCAGCGGAGCGUGGAGCUAUCACAUAGAGGGCGCAAAAAAACUUCUCAAAGACCGACCUGAAAAUGGUCUGGGACGAGGGAUCCUCGAAGACCUGGAAGCAUUCGCCCUUGACGGGUGUUUAAUCAUGGAAAUCAUGGGAUCAACACUCGCCCGCCCAGGCGCCCUCUCAAAACCCUUCUACUCCUCAGCAAUGGGCCCCUCAAUCCUAAAACGCCUGGAAGAAAACUCCUGGGUCGGCUGCCCAGCCUACCUCCUCGAAGUAAUCUUCUUCGUCCACGCCCUCUGGUACCCAGACUCGGAAAUAGCAGCCGCAACGCCCCAGCCAACCGCCCUCCCAACCUCAAUCCAACCAGGCCAACCCCUAACCCUAGAAUCCUUCGCAACCCUCCUCCAAGGAAUCCGAAACUUCGACCCAAUAGCCUGGAGUCAGGAAAUGCAAGCUGUCUUCUUCAUCCCGGAUCUGACAUACCGUCUCGCCCUCGCGACCUCCUACCAAGACGCGGUCUACCUCUACACCAGUCGCGUUCUCUCCCGCACCAGACCGGGCUUCGAUCCCCCUUGGUCAGACGUCGGUCUGCCAGCUGAUCACUCGUUCAUUGCUACGAAUCUCAUCACCCAAAUUUGUCUAAUCCCGCCUUCGGAUCCGCACUUUAAAUGCCUCAUCUGGCCUACUUUCAUUGCCGGCGCUGAAUGUCGCCCUUCGCAGCGGGCUCUUAUUCUUGAGAAAUUGGGUUCGCUUUAUGAAGCUUUGACUAGUGUUAAUGUUCGCAAUGCUGCUUGGGUUUUGAGACUUAUGUGGCAGAAGCAGGAUACUAAGCGUCGUGAACGUCAGGGUGGUGGUGGUGGUGGUGAUGAUGAUAUCGAUAUUAGCUUUGAUUGGAUCGAUGAGCUGGAUUCUUCUCGUCUUGAUUGGCUGUUUAUCUAA